AUGGUUACAACAUGGUAUGCCAAGAAGCAGCAAAAGAAAGUGAUCCAAAUGCUGUGAUUCAGAGAGUUUCACAGUAUCAUUCAGCAUGUACAGAUCAGAUGAAAAAGAUAAUUGUUGAUGAUAUGGCUGAUGUGAAUGGGAAUAUAUCACUACUGUUUGCAACUGAAGCAUAUGGGAUGGGUGCAGAUGCGCCAAAUAUAAGAAGAAUCAUACAUUAUGGACCACCUACUUCUGUAGAAACUUAUAUGCAAGAGAUUGGCCGUGCUGGCAGAGAUGGUCUUCAAAGUGAAGCUGUAUUGUACUUUAACAACAAUGACCUAGGUGGUAACACCCCAGUUAGAGAUGAAGUCAAACAAUUUUGUAGACUUAAAUCAUGCAGAAGGCAAUUUCUCUGUAAACAUUUUGACUGGGAAUGUGUGGCUUUGUUGAUAAAACACAACUGUUGUGACAUUUGUAAGGUGGACUGUAAUUGUAUUGAGUGCUUAUCAAAUUCAGCAUUUGAUGACCUUGAUGUUGCUGAAGAAGAUAAAGAAGGUAUUCCGUCACAGCUUCAAACUCUAUUAGCAGCAUAUUUUCAACUGGAAAAUGAUUUAGUUGACAUGCCAAAAUCAGAAAUUUUUACAGGUCUGUCUUCUGAGCUUGUUCCAGAGAUAGUUAAAAAUUGUUUAUCUUAUAAAUCUGCUGAGGAGAUAUGUAGAAAAUUUCCUUUCUUGAAAUUUGAAUAUGCUUGUAAUAUAUUCAAAAUUAUAUUGAAUGUCAAAUCUGAAUGUCCUGAGGUUUAACUUCAUUCUACAUUGUGCUUAAUGAUAAAAUUUGUUAAAAUUCAUAUGAAAAGCACCUUAAUUUGCAUACAUUUUGUCAAACAAUUUCAUAUGCUUUUUUACAUUAGAUAAUUCCUUAGA
Mytilus trossulus (common blue mussel) is the source of this 902-nucleotide messenger RNA. RefSeq names its product ATP-dependent helicase wrn-1-like. Gene Ontology annotation, molecular function: 3'-5' DNA helicase activity; four-way junction helicase activity. The transcript is spliced from 3 exons. The coding region runs from base 12 to 782 and encodes 256 amino acids. Gene Ontology annotation, biological process: double-strand break repair via homologous recombination. Gene Ontology annotation, cellular component: cytoplasm; chromosome; nucleus. The record is from RefSeq and is a predicted model, not a curated record. NCBI's taxonomy places the organism in Eukaryota, Metazoa, Mollusca, Bivalvia, Mytilida, Mytilidae.